AUUCGAUUUAUUUUAGUUCAAAAUCGUCAAGGUAAAACUCGACUUUCAAAAUGGUAUGUACCAUAUGAAGACGAAGAGAAAGUAAAAUUAAAAGGUGAAGUUCAUAGACUUGUUGCACCAAGAGAUCAAAAACAUCAAUCAAAUUUUGUAGAGGCACAUGCUAAUGAUAAUGAAAUAGCUUAUUUAGAAGCUAUACAUUUUUUUGUUGAAGUUUUGGAUGCAUUUUUCGGAAACGUUUGUGAAUUAGAUUUGGUUUUUAAUUUUUACAAAGUUUAUGCAAUUCUUGAUGAAGUUUUUUUAGCAGGAGAAAUUGAAGAGACUAGUAAAAAUAUUGUAUUAACACGAUUAGAUCAUUUGGAUAAGUUGGAAUAA
This is a messenger RNA of Cetraspora pellucida, 372 nucleotides long. The record is from the annotation of a GenBank genome assembly. NCBI's taxonomy places the organism in Eukaryota, Fungi, Glomeromycota, Glomeromycetes, Diversisporales, Gigasporaceae.